Linum tenue is the source of this 2388-nucleotide messenger RNA. Lineage: Eukaryota; Viridiplantae; Streptophyta; Magnoliopsida; Malpighiales; Linaceae. The record is from the annotation of a GenBank genome assembly.
AGACUGUGAUCGAUGGGCGUCAAUGGCACCAGUACAAUACAACUGCUGAAGAUAUUUUUUUGGCAGUACAAUAAUGCAAAAAAGCAUUCUCAAUCCAGUCUAUAUAAAUGCCACUCACUUCAGCAGCUCAAAACCCAUCAUCCCAAGUUAGAAGGACAGAAGAGAGAAACAGAGAGAUUGGUCUUGGUUUCAGUCUUUCAGGGCAGAGAGCCAUGUCGUCGUCGAUGAUUUGGAGAAGAGGGAUGCACACAUUGGAGCGACUGAAAUCCGCCAGAAUCCCAGAAGACGUGAUCACACAGGGUCAGGAGCGAGUUAUCGACGCUUCCCUCACUCUCAUUCGCGAGAAAGCAAAGCUCAAGGGAGCGGUGGUUCGGGCGCUGGGAGGCGCGGUGGCGACUAGCUCGUUGCUUGGAAUCCCGUUGGGACAUAACUCCUCGUUCCUGCAAGGUCCAGCUUUCGCUCCUCCUCUCAUUCGGGAGGCAAUGUGGUGUGGCAGCACCAACUCGACCACUGAAGAAGGUAAAAUGAUCGAUGAUCCACUGGUUAUGGCUGAUGUUGGGGAUCUUCCUGUGCAAGAAAUGAGAGACACUGGCGUGAGUGAUGAUAGAUUGAUGGAGGUCGUCAGUGAAUCUGUCAAAAUCGUGAUGGAAGAGGCUCCAUUAAGGCCACUGAUUCUAGGUGGGGAUCAUUCGAUCUCUUACCCGGUAGUGAGAGCUGUGUCUGAGAAGCUUGGAGGGCAGGUGGAUGUUCUUCACCUCGAUGCUCAUCCGGAUAUCUACGACGCAUUUGAGGGAAACAAGUACUCUCAUGCUUCUUCGUUUGCUCGGAUCAUGGAAGGUGGUUACGCUCGCAGGCUUCUGCAGGUGGGCAUCAGGUCGAUCAACAAAGAAGGUCGUGAACAAGGGAAGAGGUUUGGAGUGGAACAGUACGAGAUGCGGACCUUCUCCAAAGACCGGCAUUUCCUCGAGAAUCUGAAACUAGGGGAAGGGGUGAAAGGUGUGUACAUCUCCAUCGAUGUGGACUGUCUCGACCCAGCGUUUGCUCAUGGAGUGUCUCACUUCGAGCCUGGCGGGCUGUCCUUCAGGGAUGUUCUGAACAUCCUCCACAACCUGCAAGGCGAUAUCGUGGCUGCAGAUGUGGUGGAGUACAACCCCCAGAGGGACACUGCUGAUGGGAUGACUGCCAUGGUUGCUGCUAAGUUUGCCAGAGAGCUCACAGCCAAAAUGUCCAAGUGAUCAUAUAUCCAUCAUCAAUAUUCAAAAUCAUGUUGUUUCAAGUGAUCAUUAUAAAUCUGUAAUUAAUGAUGCUUAUUACCCUAAUAGUUGCUCAUUGGCAGUCAUCUUUACACCUGCCAGGGCAUCAUAUAUGUCAUGAAUAAAUAAAAGAUGGAAGGUCUUUCCUGAGCUAUACCUCUUUCAUUUGCUACUUGACAAACAGAGAGCAAGCAAUAUUAUCAAAGUUCAGAAUCAACGUAAGAAUACAAUCCAGACACCAGAACUGAACCCUGACAGAGCUCUCUAUAUCAACUUUGAAACUUCAUACAUUUUCUUCUUCUAUUAACUCACUAUUUUCACCAGUUGUGGUGAGAAAACAUCGAGCAUAUUAUUAAUAUGUACCCUAACUGCUCAAAGAUCUAUCUUUAUCUCUACAAUGAUGGCUCCACCUUUCAUCUUCCUCCAAUCCUUACUCUAUCUCGAAGACCCUAUUUGCUAGACAUGAAACCCAUACAAAUAGGAGGAGUCACCUUAGCCAAAGCAAGAAUUGAAGCAGGCAGAAUCCACAACCCAUCUCCACAUAUCAAUCCAGAAGCGACUGCUGGAACCAUCAACCUAGCCUUUCUGCUACUCAACUUGUGCCACAUGAAAACAACCAAGCUCCCCACGCACAUAUCAAUCGCAAAGUACGCCCCCACAAGGAAAGGAACAGCCAUUGCCAUGGGCAAUGGAACCCACUUCCCUACUUUCUUCGGCAACAAGUCUCUUGAUAAGUUGGCUGCAAUGGCAAACGCGAAGAACCCAUAACAUAACUGCAGGCAGUGCUGGGGAAGGGCAGAGAAGCCUUCCACUCCAAGAAUCGCCAUGUUUCUGUAGAUGAGAGCAUAGGGAGCCUUGUACUCGCCUUCAGGGUUUCCAACAUCGAAUGCCUUGUAGAAUAGAAAGAAUGUGAGUGGAGCUACGACGCAGCCAAUGGCUGUGCCAAUUGCUUGGCUAAGAAGCAUGGAGCGAGGGGAAGUUAGAGUGAGAUGCCCCGUCUUGAAAUCAUGCAUUAAAUCGGAAGAGAUGGAGACAAUUGACUUGAUUAGCCCACACCCUACGAGCCCUGCAACAACGCCAUUAUCUUUCCCUGAUAGUGCUGCUAGGAUGAAGAGGGCUACUUUGCCGUAGUUGU